Molecule: messenger RNA, 4064 nt
Organism: Pectinophora gossypiella (pink bollworm)
Lineage: Eukaryota; Metazoa; Arthropoda; Insecta; Lepidoptera; Gelechiidae
Exons: 5
Coding region: 1466-1948 (160 amino acids)
Source: RefSeq, a predicted model, not a curated record
UUACCUACUUAGUAAAUAAUUUAAAUGAAAAAUAAAUUAUUGUUAUUAAAAAAAUCGUCUUGUCAUUCUGCUCGGAAUUUUAUAUAAUUUAAGUACUUAUUUUAUAAUAAUAAAUUAGGGUAAUGUGUACAUAAUAAUACCUCAGGGAAAUGCUAAUUAAUGUGUACCAGUAAAAUUUUCAUUCGCUAUAAAUACUUAAUAGAAUAUCAAGUUUCAACAGAUUGAUUUUAUGCUUUUGUACUUUACCUAACUUAGACCAAACAAAUCGGGGUUUAUUACUUACACCGCCAUUCGUGAUGCACUUACCUACUAAGUACCCUACCUACCUAACAAAACUACCGAACAAACAUAAAACAAAUGUAAAAAUAGUAAGUAAUUACACUAUAAUAGUAUAUGAAAGUACAAUAAAUUGAUAUUUAACUUUUAUACAUGUAAGUAACCUUUUUAAUCCGGUACCUAGCUACCUACCAUCCCACUCGCGUCAGACAGAGUACUGCGGGGCGGAAGGCAAGAGGGAAACCACUGCCCUAUUUUUCCCUAAAAAAGUAGCAUGGAGAGUUAGGAGAACGCUACACCGACAAGAGCUAGCCUACCUAGUCAAUAUCAACUGAGGCAAACCGAGUCGAAAAGCGAGUCGGAAUGCGCCACAGUAAUACUUACAAGGAAUCAUGUCGAUUCGUCGAUGACAGACACUACUUGGCCGGACGAGUGUGGAACGCUGAAGCAGUUACCAACGCAUCUCUAACGCCAUCUUUCUCAAAUCUGAGGAACAAACUUGCGGAUUUGCUCUCAAGGGUUCGUAUUGAUUGAACCGGCAGACUCUCUGGCGCCGAGCGACAAAGAAUAGAUAUUUUAUGCACAGAUGACAACUUGGAGAGUUUGUGAUAGAAGGUACUAUACUCACGACUAAGCAUAAUUAUAUUAUCCCUACUGGGAUAGUCAGAAGCAGGGAUGUUAUGGAGCUCCGUAACCGUAACCGAAACUAUCGGAUAUCCGAUAUAAAAAAUCAUCCGUAACCGUAACCGAAUCCGAAAUAAAAGUUUCGGGUAAUAUCGGUAGUUAUGAAAAGUUGUUUGGAUCGGCUGGCCGCUGCCAGUGCCGAUACAGAAGCCGCGCGCAUUGUUUGUUUUUUCUACUUUUCUUGACAUAACAUAAUAAUAACAUUAUCAAUCAUCCGUCCCUUUCCUUUUCAGCGGAUAAGAAAAUGACAGGUCUAACUUAAAAUAAAAUUAGGGGGUGUGAGCAGGAAUCGGGGACAAUUCCUUUAAACAAGGGACAGAAAAGGCACUGCGCGUAUUAUUUUUAUUUUUCCCCCUGUAGACCUAUUCUACCUACUCAGAAGGUUUGUUAUUUUCAUAAUCUUUGUCUAAGUCUGAGCGGGCGUGAUCUACGUCAUUCAUCCCUCAGACGGAGUCGAAAUCUAUUUGUGGAAGUUAUUACCAGCCAGUGAAUUAAAUCUAACAAAAUGGGUCUACCACAGCUUCAAACUUGCUGUUUUGUACUGGAUCUCAAAACUGGCAACAUUGUUCUUGGGUGCAUUAAUGCAUUACUGUCGUUCAUCAUGUUCGUGGUGAUGAUAGUGGUGGCUGUGACGGUGUCCAGCGCCGAGGACUCGGGGGUGAUGAAUGAGUUGGAUGUGGAGCAGCAGGCCGAGCUGACGGGGAUGUACGCCAUGUCCGUCAUCCUGGUCUUCAUGUUCAUGGCCAAGUUCUGCUUCGACGUCUUCUUCGUCUAUGGCGUCGUUAAGGAGAGAGCUGGCAUCAUCAGAGCGUACUUCAUCAUGUGGAUAGUAUUCUUCCUUCUAUCGGUCACCACAUUCUUCCUGAACGUGAUAUCCUACGGGAUGGGAACCAUCUUUACUGAGGUAUUUUAUAUCGGUCUCAACAUCUACGCUAUUCUGUUGAGCCACAGCUUCUACAAGCUGUUGAACGAAAGGGAAGAAGUGUAAACAACUUAAUUUUUUUUUCCAUAAAACAUUUCUCAUCAAAAAACGCAACACCUCUAAAGUUUAUGAUAUAAAAUUAUUGACAUUUUGUGGGUAUUAUAAAGUUUUUGGUUCAAAUCCCUUAUUUAAAAUGUAAUUAAACUCGUGAUCAGUCUCGGAUACUUACUUCAAAUAAUUUCAGAUUAUCCGUUGGUUGUAGAUAUAAUAUUUUUCAGAAAUUAUAAAAUUUAAAUUAGGUAUUGCUUAUUGCAUACACUUGAUCCCAGUAAGAGCCGUGGUAGCCCAGUUGGUAGAACGCUUGCCUCACACUUUGAGGUCGCAGGUUCGAAUCCAGCACAGGCCUAAACCAAUGAUUGUCGAAAUUGUUUUCGAAUUCAGGUUUGGAUCAAAAAUGAUUAUCACGUGUUCAGCGGUGAAGGUAAACAUCGUGAGGAAACCCAAUUCCGAGAAAUGCAUUUUCGGGAGGUAUGUGACCUAACCUGUACUGGGCUGGUUUUCCCGUCGCAGGUUGGAAGGUCAGACAGGCAGUUGUUUCUGUAAAAAACCGGACCUGUCAAAUCUUCAGGUUAGGUAAGCGGACCCUGUGAAAAACGGGAUAAUGCUAGGAAGUUGAAUGAUUUACACUUCUAUCUAUCUAUAACUUGAUCCUACUGGUGGACAAAGGACUCCCGCAGGUCUUUCUACGACUCAUGGUCCCAUGUGAGCACCGUCCAGUCCCUCCGAUAACAGACAAGAUCAUCACGCUAUAUUAUCCGGGGCCUACCAUAAAAUAAGAGAAUGAUACGGCUUUAUUCAUGAUUCAUAUUUUUUUUUUCUGUUUUAUUAUAUUGAGUAUGUAAGUAUUAUUAUGUAAAGUGUAUUUGUUAAAUAUUACCUGUAAGUAGUUAUUUUAUUACCCGUUGUUGUAUCGCCUCCAAGUUUUUUUAAGGCUGAUUCCUGCCGGGUGUGCAUGACAACCGCGCCGCGCGCGUCGCGAGUUACAUCGAGCGCUAGGACCAAUAAACGAUACGAAUGCUAUCUACGUAGAAAGACGUCAAAUGGCUAUUGGUCGAAGCUCAAUAUAAUUCGCGCCCCGAGCGGCGCGGUUGUCAUGCAGAUCCGGCUGGUAGUGGUUGCCUAGAAUAAAUCAAUAAGUUUCGCGUAGCAGUUAAACUGGCUUGCAGAUAGAUGCUUUUACAGCGUAAAAGAAUAUUUAGAUUACAAAUAACAGGUUUUAAGUGUAUAAUUGAAAGCAUGUAUUAAGUGUGUAGAUUAUUUGUAAAAUUGAUAUUAUUAUUUGUUAUUGUUUUUAAAUAAUCUGUGUGUAUGCCUGAAAAGGCAGUAUUUGGUGAUACUCAAUGAAAAAGAACAGCUGUUUGUAAAUACCAUGCACAGAAUAAAUUUCAUUUCAUUUCAAUAGCAUCAGAGUUGAUCAGAGCAAUAAAGCCACACAUCAGUACUGUUGCUAAAUGUUUUAUAAUUGUUUGUAUGUUUUAUUUGUGGGCAAUAAAGUAUAUUUGAUUUGAAAUUGUAAGUAAUCCCACAUUGACUGACUAGUUACGAAACAAUAGAAAAAAGGAAUAAUGCAUGCUUUAAUCAGGGGACGGAUAGAAAGAACUCUCCGAAAUUAUCCGAAACUUUAUGUCGGUUGCGAUUCCACUCCAUCCCUGAUAUAAAACGACUAAUGUCACGCCCUCCGCGUAAGUGUAUAAAAUAUCUGAAAAUGGUAUUAACUACUUGGCCGAACAAAUAGGGAGCGCUGAGGGCUCUCACCCGGUACAAAAUUUAAGACAACAGGCCUGAUGGUGCCUAGUUAUUGGGCGCGAACCUCGGCUCAGGGCCUCGUCUGAGAGGAAGAAUAUUUGAAAGAAUUAAUCGACCCUAGUGGGUCGAUAGCGAUAAGCGCUGAAUGAGGGAAAUCGUCGAUCACGCCGGCGGGGUCGGUAUUGGGGUUCUGAAGUGUUUGAUGUCGCGAGCUUGGCCGCCUCUAUAGCUAGAGUAAUCGGGUCGUCGGGAUCGUAUAUUACGGAAGCCAAACCGUUUAUCUGCUUUGUGUGUAAUCUAGGCACGUAGUUGUCGCUAUGAUUUGAUCUGUCCAGAAUAAAUGAUUAAAUAAAUAAAUUAAAUAUUUACUCAUUUA